AUGGCAAGGACGCCGGCCUCGGACGACGACGACGAUGGCCCGCCCACCUACACCGUGGCACGCGGGACUCGCCGUGACCCCCGGCUCAAGGACCUCGGCAUCUCCUGCAUGCUCAACACGGAGGUGGCCGCGCUCCUCGCCGUCAUCCGCCGUCGCCCGGACCCCUACGCUUACCUCCCUCCGGCGGUCGCCGCUGCGGAAGAGGCCGUGUUCGCAGGCCUCAUCCAGUCCCUCAAGAGCCUCCGUGCCCUCCUCUUCCAGCCCCGCCACGGCGCGUGGCGCUGCUCCGACCCGUCCAUGUACCUGUCGCCGUUCCUCGACGUCGUGCAGAGCGAGGAGGUCCCGCCGGCGGCCACCGGCGUCGCCCUGUCGUCCGUGCUGAAGAUCCUGCGGAUCGACGUGUUCGACGAGUGCUCGCCGGGCGCCCGGGACGCGAUACAGGCCAUCCUGACCGCGGUCACCAACUGCCGCAUAGAGCGCAUCGCGGACGCCGGCGCCGAGGAGGCCGUGCUCCUGCGCGUGCUGCAGGUGCUCGCCGCGCUUCUCCGCGCCCGCGCCGCGCCUCUCCUUUCGGACAGCGCCGUGUGCACCGCAGUCAACACGUGCUUCCAGGUGGUGCAGCACGCGGCCAGCAGCCGCGGCAGCGAGCUCCUGCAGCGCACGGCUCGACACUGCAUGCACGAGAUCCUGCAGGCCGUCUUCGCCCGCCUGCCGGACAUCCGCGAGGAUGCUGAGGACGACAUGUCCGUCACCUCCGCGGCAGGCUUCGGCGCGCGGUGCAUGGUUGAUGUCUUCAACUUCCUCUGCUCGCUGCUCCUCAAUGCCCCCGACAUGGUGAUGACGCCCGAGGGGCACGGCGCGUUCACCUCCGAGGAGGACGUGCAGCUCUUCGCCCUGGUGCUGCUCAACUCGGCCGUGGAGCUCGGCGGCGAGGCCAUCGGCAAGCAUCCCAAGCUCUUGCGCCUCAUCCAGGAUGAUCUUUUCUACCACUUGAUCUACUACGCCACGGAGUGCAGCCCUCUGGUCCUCUCAAUGAUCUGCAGCACAGUUCUCAACCUGUACAACUUCUUGCGCAGGUUCCUCAAGCUCCAGCUGGAAGCGUUCUUCAUGUACGUGAUACUUCGAGUUGGCGGCGGUGCGAGCGGGCUGCAGCUGCAGGAGGUGGCGAUCGAGGGGCUCAUCAGCUUUUGCCGGCAGCCAACGUUCGUGAUCGAGAUGUACGUCAACUAUGACUGCGACCCGCUGAUGCGCAAUGUCUACGAGGAGGUGGGCAAGCUGCUGUGCAAGGCGGCGUACCCGCUGUCGAACCCGAUGACGACCGUUCAGCUCCAGGCGUUCGAGGGCCUCGUCAACAUGAUCACCACCAUCGCCGACAACGUGGAGGUCGAGAAGGCCCCGGACCAGGAGGCGUACAACGUGGAGAUCUCCGAGUACCGGUUGUUCUGGUUGGAGCGGUGGGACUCGAGCGAUGACCAUGGCCACGAGACCUGGGUGGACUUCGUCCGCAAGCGCAAGCUCAAGAAGAAGAAGGUGGCCAUCGCCGCCAACCACUACAACCGCGACGAGAAGAAGGGCGUCGAGUUCCUCAAGCUCUGCCACCUGGUGCCCACUCCGCCGGACGCCAAGAGCAUGGCCUACUUCCUGCGCUACUCGCCGGGCCUCGACAAGGUCAAGAUCGGGGAGUUCCUGGGCGACCCGGACGAGUUCAACCUCAAAGUGCUCAAGGAGUUCACCGACACCUUUGACUUCACCGGCUCCAUCCUCGACACCGCGCUCCGCACCUACCUGGAGACGUUCCGGCUGCCGGGAGAGUCGCAGAAGAUACAGCGCGUUCUGGAGCACUUCUCGGAGCGCUUCUACGAGCAGCAAACGCAGGAGGUGUUCGCGACAAAGGACGCGGCCUUCAUCCUCUGCUACUCCGUCAUCAUGCUCAACACCGACCUGCACAACCCCCAGGUGAAGAAGAAAAUGUCAGAGGAUGACUUCAUCAGGAACAACCGCGCCAUCAACUCCGGCAAGGACCUUCCCAGGGAGUACCUGUCCGAGCUCUUCCACUCCAUUGCGGUGAACGCCAUCACCAUGUUCAGCCAGGGCGCCACCAACGUGGAGAUGACCACCAGCCGGUGGGCAGACAUCGUGAAGCGGUCGCGCUCCAUCGAGCCCUUCACGCCCUGCGACUUCAAGCACAAGCUCAGCCGUGAGUUCCUGUCUCUCGACGGCUGUGGCGAGUCGCUGCUCUGCGUCGGCAACGAGUUCGAGAACAACCUCAAGAUCAUCCAGCAAUGCCAGAUCGGCAGCAUGUUCACGGAGAGCGGGAAGCUGCCUGACGAGUCGCUGCAGAACCUUGGGCGGGCGCUCAUCUUUGCGGCCGGUGGCAAGGGCCAGAAAUUCAGCACCCCGAUCGAGGAAGAGGAGACCGUGGGCUUCUGUUGGGAUCUCAUCUUGCUCGUCUCCCUGGCCAACCUUCAGCGCUUCGCCUCCUUCUGGCAGCACAUGCACGACUGCUUCACGGCCGUGUCCAUGCUGCCGCUCUUCUCGCCGUGCCCUUUCGCCGAGAAGGCCAUCGUUGUGCUCUUCAAGGUCGCCGUGAAGCUGCUCCCGGGACAGGCCACCCCCGACCGCCUCGCUGAGGAGCUCAUCUGCAAGUCCAUCAACCUCAUGUGGAAGCUUGACAAGGAGAUCCUCGACACGUGUUGCGAGGGCAUCUCCGAGUGCAUCGUGAAGCUCAUCAUGGAGCACGCCGGGAGCGUGCAGACGCCGCUCGGGUGGAAGACGCUGCUGCAUCUGCUGUCGGUCACCGGCCGCCACCCGGAGACCUUCGACCAGUCCGUCGCCGCCAUGAUCAAGCUGAUGAGCGACGGGGCGCACAUCUCGCGGUUCAACUACGCGGCCUGCAUCGAGGCGGCCUUCGGUUUCGCCGCGCUCAAGAUCAGCCCCCUCGAGAUUAGCACCAAGAUCCUCGAGCUGAUGGCCGAGUCCGUCAACUGGCUCGUGCAGUGGCACAAGUCUGGCUACUCUGACCCGGGGAGCAGCAGCAGCAACAGCUCGUCGUCGGUGGAGGACGCGUCGCGCAUGGGCAACCUGGCGACCAACAUGUUCAUCAAGCUGGCGGAGACGCUGCGCAAGACGAGCCUGGUGCGGCGGGAGGAGAUCCGCAACCAGGCCGUGACGGACCUCGGCCGGAGCUUCUCGCUGGCCGCCGCGGGGGACCUGGACUUCGGCCCUGCGGGCUGCCUGGCGUGCUUUAACCUCGUCAUCUUCGCCAUGGUGGACGACCUGCACGAGAAGACUCUCGAGUACUCCCGGCGAGAGGGCGCGGAGCGCGAGACGCGGAGCAUGGAGGGCACGCUCGCCGCGGCGACAGAGCUGCUGGCCGACGUCUUCGUGCUGUUCCUGGGGACGCUGGCGCAGGGGCCGGGCUUCCGGACGUUCUGGCUCGGCGUGCUGCGUCGGAUGGACACGUGCAUCAAGUCCGACCUGGCGGCCGGCGGCGGCGCCGGCGUGAUGCAGGAGCUGGUGCCUCGGAUGCUCAAGAGGAUGAUCGUCGAGAUGAAGAACAAGGAGGUGCUGGUGCAGAGAGAAGGAGAUGAGCUCUGGGAGAUCACCUACAUCCAGAUCCAGUGGAUUGCACCUGCCGUCAAGGAAGAGCUGUUCCCCGAGUAGUUAACUACCUACUAGUUCACCUCACAGAAUAAUGUUCCAACUUUGAAAGAACAGGAAAAUUAGAUUCAUACUGUACUUUUGUAGGGCUGAAUUACCUGUUAGCUUUGUCGUGUGUAGUUUCCAGUUUGACGGCUUA
Molecule: messenger RNA, 3799 nt
Organism: Triticum dicoccoides
Lineage: Eukaryota; Viridiplantae; Streptophyta; Magnoliopsida; Poales; Poaceae
Product: ARF guanine-nucleotide exchange factor GNL2-like
Exons: 3
Coding region: 1-3663 (1220 amino acids)
Biological process (GO): regulation of ARF protein signal transduction
Molecular function (GO): guanyl-nucleotide exchange factor activity
Source: RefSeq, a predicted model, not a curated record